Seriola aureovittata is the source of this 3984-nucleotide messenger RNA. It is a transcript of the gene ppm1f, whose product is annotated as protein phosphatase, Mg2+/Mn2+ dependent, 1F. Gene Ontology annotation, biological process: protein dephosphorylation; negative regulation of protein kinase activity. Lineage: Eukaryota; Metazoa; Chordata; Actinopteri; Carangiformes; Carangidae. Gene Ontology annotation, molecular function: protein serine/threonine phosphatase activity; cation binding. The coding region runs from base 183 to 1499 and encodes 438 amino acids. The record is from RefSeq and is a predicted model, not a curated record. The transcript has 8 exons. Gene Ontology annotation, cellular component: cytosol.
GUGCAGGUUUGUGUGUGUAUAUGUUUAUUAAUUAAUCAUCUUUAUUAUCUUGGGCUCUCCGUGUUUCAACUGUCUGUUUGUAGCUCAUGUAGCCGGACCAUGCUAAGGACUGUUGUAAAAUUGGCUAGCCCCAGACCUGACCCCUGUUCACCUGAGAGUUUACUGCAGCCACAGCCAGUGGGAUGGAGGAGGAGGCCAGGUGUUUCCUGCGGAGAUUUGUGGAGGAGUUCCCGGCUGCUCUGGAGGAAGGCAGCCCGCUGCCUGUCAGCCCUCUAAGUCGCAGAGUCUCCCUGGAGGAGCUGCAUGGAGAGAGCCUGGAGCUGGGCCUGAGGCUGCUGGCUGCCAGGGGUGCUCCUGCAGUCCUAAGUGCCUUCCUGUGCCAGGCAGCCCUGUCCCAGCUGCUGCAGACCGACCUUUCACCUUUCCACUGCCCAGAGGAGGCUGAGGCCAACCAGGAGGAAGAACAGAGAGUCGUCUUGCUUCAGUCAGAAGCAGUCCAGCGUCUCUUCCUCAAUAAGCUGAUAGACGUAGGGCUGGCAUGGCAUCAAAACCUGCUCAAGCCCCCCCCCUCCCCUUCCCAGUUACACCACUGCUUUGUUCAUGCCAUCAAGAACACGAGGAGGAAGAUGGAGGACAAACACUUGGCCCUGGCUGAGUUCAACCAGCUCUUCGGAAUCCAGGAUGGAGUGGAGCGUGCCUACUAUGCUGUGUUUGACGGACAUGGAGGAGUGGACGCAGCCACCUACGCUGCCACUCACCUCCACGUUGCUCUGAGUAAAGAGGAAAUGCUGCAGAGUGACGCAGCCGCAGCCUUUAAAACGGCCUACAAACGCACAGACGACAUGUUCAGAGACAAAGCCAAGCGAGAGCGUCUGCGGAGUGGCACUACAGGCGUGGCCGUGCUGAUCCAGGGUCAAGAGCUGACUGUGGCCUGGCUUGGAGACUCUCAAGCAGUGCUGGUCAGAAAGGGACAAGCUGUGACACUCAUGGACCCCCAUAAACCAGAGAGAGAAGAUGAGAAACAAAGAAUUGAGGAUCUUGGCGGCUGUAUCACUUUCAUGGGUUGCUGGCGUGUUAAUGGCACCUAUGCUGUAUCUAGAGCUAUAGGUGACUUUGACCAGAAGCCCUACGUGUCUGGAGAUGCCGACUGCUCAACAACCCAGCUGACUGGAGACGAGGACUAUGUUUUACUGGCGUGUGACGGCUUCUUUGACGCAGUCAAGCCUACAAUGGUCCCACAACUGGUCUUGGAUGCACUCCAGCAGCCUGGUGAGCCCGAAGAAGGAGGAGACACUCCACUGAAACAGUGUGAGGAGAAAAUUGGACAGAGAGUCGCUCAACAGUUGGUGAGUUAUGCUAAGGCAGCUGGUUCUAGUGAUAACAUAACAGUGAUGCUGGUGUUUCUGCGUCCGCCGGAGAAGCUGCUGUCUCAAGACUCCGCUACAGGAACUGCACAAGCUACUCAGGACUCCAUCUCCCAAGAUGGUCCACAGCAGUGAAGGAGGAAGUCUGCUGUCCGGACUCCACUUCACCAAGCUACUGCCUGACUCAGUAUAGCUUAGCCUUUUUCUGUCCCCGGGUGCUGACGUCCUGCAAACUGAUGAAGUUCAUUUGACUGAACAAAACACACCAACACGGCAGUGUCAUCAUACCAUGUCACUGCUGGAGUAAAAGAGCACAUUAAAGUACAUUUGGACCAGAUCACUCAAAGCGAUCUUAUAGAUGACGCAGGGCCGUAUUAACCUGUUCAGGUGAGGAGGAGCUCACUGUAGCCUGGUCUGAGUCUCCGAACAUGCUCCAACAACCCACAAAACAGCCAGCAUUUCUACAAUGGAAUAAUACUAUUGUUAGAAUAUCACCUGUGUUGGUUUGUGAUCACUUGAUCAAACAUUGUUAGAGGGUAUGCAUGGAGGUAACAUCAAAAUUAAUUGAACGUGUGUGUGACUUUUUAAAGGUAUUAUGCUCUGAUCUUAAACUCAGUAUUGAUUGUUAUGUUGUAUUAACUGUAAAAAUGGUUCUGUGUCUUUGUGGGAGGGGCGUUCUCUGUGCAAAAAUAUUUUUCCAUUCAUAUCCGUUUUAAAAGAACUACAACUACCACUAACCCUAACCCUACAACAGCAAGUAUUCAGUAGUGACUGCACAAAUAGGUCCAUUUGUUUGUAAGAUUUUUCUUUGCUUCCAUAUUCUCUGUGCCAGAAAGAAAAGCUUGCCUCCUAUUGAAAUCCAUACUGUUAUGACAAGUCUGUUACCUUUGUUGGGCUCUGUAUUAUUAUUUGUUGUCAAACCUAAGCUCUCAACCAUAUGUUCUCUAAGCAUGAUCAGUAUUAAACGCAGAGCUGAGCUUGUACUCUGUGUCUUGCAAGUCAUGAUUGCAAGGAAUGAAAAAAGUCUCACUAACUGCAGUUCUGCAGUGGGAUCGGAGUCACACUCUGAUCAUCACUCUGCUUCAUUUAAGUGACUUCUCCCAGGAAACCUUAACUGUGCCUUUACCAGUCAAGACUCAGUGAAAAGCUUUCAAAAGCUCUUCGCUGUGUUCUGCUGCACUGGACAGUUUCACUGUUCCAUGAGGGAAGUUGAAUUAUUUUAUAAAACGAUUGUCAACUUCAGUGACCCUCAUGUCACUCUCUCAUGCCAAGCUGACCAUUAAAAGUAUUCUACACUGUGCACCUUGCAGACUUGGAUUAAGUCCGUGAAUCUUGCAACUAGCUCUGAGCCUUGACUGUAAUGACAUACUGUAAUGAAAAGCUGUUGAUGAGAGGUUUUGAAUCUCUGAAAACACUAGUUAUGAGUUUGUUGAAUCCAAAACAAACUGACGCAGGGAUCAUGAGGUGACAGUAUAGUCAUUAUUUUUGUAUUUUAGGAACAUUAGUGCUCAAGCUAACUGCAUAAACUUGGCAGGCUGAUGCGAGAGGGAAUUGAUGUUGAACAUAUUGCUUGAUGUACUGGAUCACAAACCGUGACAGUAUGUCUCACACCUGUUUGUGUUUUUUUAAUAUUUUACUGUAUGGUUCUUUCUCAUCUAUUACUGUUAACAUGAAUUGUUAAGAUAACGGCUGUAAUGAUUUUAAAAUGUACAUUCUGUUUCGCUGCUUUAAAUAAUGUUAUUAUGAAUAAAAAUGAGUGUGGACAGAAAAUGUUGAGAUGUUUAAAGCAAUAUAUUAUUAUAUUAGUAUAAUAUUAGUUUGUGCUGCAGAUUGGAGCACAAUUUUGAAAUACUCUGUAGAUACAACAAGCUAAAGACAAAAUAAAUCACAUGUAAAAAGAUCUUAAUGUCUUAGUCAAAGAGGCAGACAUGUUUGAUGUCUGGAAGAAUCUCCAUGCAUUAGAGAAGGACUACUCAUUACUCAGCGCCGAUUAUUGUCGACGUUAACAAGAACGUGUGCUGUGUGUGUUCACUAUUGAUCGUAUAACCUUUAUUUAAACAUGGAGGCUAUUGAGAGCAAGCCCUCUUUUACAAGAACGCCCUGAUUACAGAACAAAGAGAUAUAAAAGCGUAGAUAUAAAAACAAGCAGGUGAGGGCGUACAAUGACAUCGCAGAAACCUAGGCCUCGAUUUAGACAGGCAGCAGUUACAUUGCACAAGACUUAUACUCACAUUUGUAUUUACUGUUCUCUCAAUGCAGGAAGAACUUGAUGAAGUCGUGGAUACAUGAAAUUCACCCAAAACAGACCAAGUUAAGAGAGGAAAUACUGCAAAAAUAUUUCAAUAGAAAGGAAGAAGAAGAAUAAUCACAGUUACUAUCAGACUUUCAGUGGAAGUGUUUCAGGUUUCAUAUUAUUCCUUACUGCACCGUUAAAUGACUCAGAUGUUAUUGGUAAAAAUUCAGAGCCCCAUUCUCAGGAUGCCCAUGUAUUGCAGGGUGCGUUUCACUUGUGUAAAUUGUCAACACACUUCUUUCACAAUUGUUUUUAAUGCUUGAUGACUGACUUUCUCGUUCUUGUGUCCAAUAUGAAUAUGAAUGACUAUAAAAUGGUUUGUAACAU